Molecule: messenger RNA, 1122 nt
Organism: Oryza sativa Japonica Group (Japanese rice)
Lineage: Eukaryota; Viridiplantae; Streptophyta; Magnoliopsida; Poales; Poaceae
Product: vacuolar protein sorting-associated protein 28 homolog 1
Biological process (GO): protein transport to vacuole involved in ubiquitin-dependent protein catabolic process via the multivesicular body sorting pathway
Cellular component (GO): ESCRT I complex
Molecular function (GO): protein-containing complex binding
Source: RefSeq, a predicted model, not a curated record
CUUAACACAGUCUUACACAGAUCGCUUCACUUUUACACGAAGCCCCUCGCAAUUCUUCGACCUCCUAAACUCCCCCAUCGCGAUCCCUCUCCUCCUCCUCUUUCCCCAAUCUCGCGCGACGCGGCGGAACCCUAGCCCCCACCGCGAUUCGCUCGCCGGAGAGGGAGAGGGAGGGAAGGGAGGCUAGGGGACCCCCUCGCCGGCGGCGGAGAUGGAGGUGAAGCUGUGGAACGACAAGCGGGAGCGGGAGCUCCUGGAGAGCCUCGCCGACCUGUACGCCAUCAUCAAGGCGACGGAGAAGCUGGAGCGCGCCUACGUCCGCGACCUCGUCUCCGCCGCCGACUACGAGGCCGAGUGCCUCAAGCUCAUCUCCCAGUUCAACUCCCUCUCCUCCUCGCUCGCCGGCGUCGUCACCAUCCCCCGGUUCGUCGAGGCCUACCGCCUCGACUGCCCCGCCGCCCUCAACCGCCUCGUUCAGUCCGGCGUCCCCGCCACCGUCGAGCUCCGCGCCGCGGCGUCCUCGUCCGCGCCGGCCUCCUCCGCGGCGUCCGCGGCCGCCAUCGCCCAGUGCGUCCAGAGCUUUAUUACCGCCAUGGAUGCCGUCAAGCUCAACAUGCUCGCCAACGACCAGGUCCGCCCCUUGCUCCACGACCUCUCGACCUCCAUGGGGAAGCUGGGCCCCGUCCUGCCGCCGGACUUCGAAGGGAAGGUCAAGGUGAGCGAGUGGCUCGCCAAGCUAAAUAAGAUGGGGGCCGGGGAUGAGCUCACCGAGCAACAGGCAAGGCAGCUCAACUUCGAUCUGGAUUCGGCGUACAGUGCGUUCAUGGCAUCACUGCCCAGCACCGGCCUAUGAGCAAGCCUCAUCCUGGUUCUGAGUUGGUUUCUUCUUUUUAUUUUUCUCAUGUGUUUUUCUAUGGAUCACCGCUGCAGUGUUAUAGCCUUAUAGGUAUGUGUAACUUGAAUUGUGCUAUAUUAUUUGUCAAUAAUAGUGCCAAUUUUGUGGUAACACAUGCUGUUAUAAUGAGUUCUGUGGCCUAUUGGUUAUAUAUAUUGUACCGUUCCGGAUUCUCACUUCGUGAGAUUACCUGAUCCUUAUACGAAUUAUCUGAAUGAUUGCGCUCA